Messenger RNA from Phytophthora infestans T30-4, 429 nucleotides. RefSeq lists its product as uncharacterized. The transcript has 4 exons. The record is from RefSeq and is a predicted model, not a curated record. NCBI's taxonomy places the organism in Eukaryota, Oomycota, Peronosporomycetes, Peronosporales, Peronosporaceae. Gene Ontology annotation, biological process: vacuolar proton-transporting V-type ATPase complex assembly. Gene Ontology annotation, cellular component: extrinsic component of endoplasmic reticulum membrane. Bases 1 to 429 code for a protein of 142 amino acids.
AUGACCGACGGAACGGACAAGCUGUUGGUCGCGGGCCUGGAGGAUUUAGAGAAAUACCUCGACGAUCACGAGGUGGCAAAUGCUAAGCUCAAGCAGGGCUUUCUUAUGCUGACGAAGGCAAAACUGCGACUGCAAGAACACGCGCUGUCGGAAAUUUCGUAUCACGAAGAAUUUGAGGCGUUUCGGGUAGUGGUACUGGAUUCUGAGGGAAAUUGGCGACUGCAAGAUGCGUCUGAGGUAAAAGAAGAAGCAACAGAUACUAAAGCCAGGAACACGGACACACUGCUGUGGUUCAGCUCGUUACCGCCUAGUGAUCUUCGUCAGGCGCAAAAGCAAUUCUCGAGUGGCCUACAAGCAUUGUUAGUGGCAGCAGCAUCAGCACAUAAGGUUCAGCGAGCCGUUCACGGAGUUACCAGCAUUCCUCAUUAA